Molecule: messenger RNA, 796 nt
Organism: Mangifera indica (mango)
Lineage: Eukaryota; Viridiplantae; Streptophyta; Magnoliopsida; Sapindales; Anacardiaceae
Product: ceramide kinase-like
Exons: 4
Coding region: 1-678 (225 amino acids)
Source: RefSeq, a predicted model, not a curated record
AUGUUUAUCAGAUAUGGAUUUUAUGGAGAUGUGAUCACUGAGAGUGAAAAAUAUCGCUGGAUGGACCCUAAGAGAUAUGAUUAUGCGGGAACUAAAGUAUUUAUGAGACAGAGGCCAUAUGAAGCUGAGGUAGCUUACCUUGAUGUUGAAUCAGGAAAGACACAUGCAGUCCCUGAUAGGGGCCUUCGAUUUGGUAGAUUACAGACUUCAGGGAGUCGAAAUAAAUCUGAGAGAGUGACUUGUCGUACGAAUUGCAACAUCUGCAACAAAAAGUCAAGUCAUUCAAUGCCUCACUCCUGUCCUAAAGAAACAAGAUGGUUGCGAUCCAAAGGACGUUUUCUUAGUGUUGGUGCUGCCAUAAUCUCAAACCGUAAUGAAAGAGCACCUGAUGGUUUGGUGGUUGAUGCACACCUUUCAGAUGGCCUAUUGCAUCUGAUAUUGAUUAAAGACUGUCCUCAUACGUUAUAUUUAUGGCACUUGACUGAGCUUGCGAGGAAAGGUGGAAACCCCCUUAACUUUGAGUUCGUGGAACAACACAAGACUCCAGCUUUCACAUUUACUUCUUCUGGAAAUGAUAGUGUCUGGAAUAUAGAUGGCGAGCUCUUUCGAGCACACCAACUCUCUGCUCAAGUAUUCCAAGGCCUUAUUAGCUUAUUUGCAUCUGGUCCCGAAGUUUAGUAGACAACCAUCUGUGAGAGUCUCUGCAAAGAAUCUCAAACCUUUGUACAACACUUAGCUAAUUUCAAUUGAUUUAGUAUUUGUAACAUAUCCAGACUGAGAGGCUUCUGAAAAUUGG